This is a messenger RNA of Lagopus muta (rock ptarmigan), 1788 nucleotides long. It is a transcript of the gene FUT7, whose product is annotated as fucosyltransferase 7. The record is from RefSeq and is a predicted model, not a curated record. The transcript is spliced from 2 exons. Gene Ontology annotation, cellular component: membrane. NCBI's taxonomy places the organism in Eukaryota, Metazoa, Chordata, Aves, Galliformes, Phasianidae. The coding region runs from base 123 to 1166 and encodes 347 amino acids. Gene Ontology annotation, molecular function: alpha-(1->3)-fucosyltransferase activity.
UACUUCAGGCCAGAGCCAGCAGCUGCCCGUGGCACCCAGACAGCCAUCACCUUCCCUGGCUGCGCCGUGCCGCGCUGUGCCACGGUCCCUUCCCCGGGAGCUGCCAGCAGACCUCAGGCACCAUGUCCAGGGCACUGCUGCUGCUGCGGUGGUUGUGGGGCCGGCCCAGUGUGAAGGCAGCCGUAACUGCAGGGCUGUUGGUCACCGUGCUCUGGAACCUGAAGUGCUUCAUCCGCUCACCCAACAGCUCUGACGAAGCCCUCAAGCACACGAAGGCGCUGACGGUCCUGGUGUGGGAAUGGCCCUCGAGGCAGGUCCCAGACCUCAGCGGGGAUGUCUGCCGUGAGCAGUACGGCAUCGCGGGCUGCCGGCUCAGCACGGAGCAGCGGCUCCUGAGCCAGGCUGACGUGGUGGUGUUCCUUCACACCACCCUCCCGCGGGGCCGGGACAAGCUGCCCCGGGACAGACCGCAUGGGCAGGGCUGGGUCUGGGUGUCCCUGGAGUCCCCCACCAACACGAGAGCGUUAGCAGGAUGGAACCAGACCUUCAACUGGGUGAUGACCUACAGGCGGGACUCGGACAUCUUCAUGCCCUAUGGCAAGCUGGUGCCCAACCGGUCAGCCACUGUGAGCAUCCCCACAAAGACCAACUUGGUGUCCUGGGUUAUCAGCAACUAUCACAGGACUCAGAAGAGAGCUGAAGUCUAUAAGAACCUGUCCAGGUAUCUUCACGUGAACCUCUAUGGGAAAGCAGCCAAGAAGCCGCUUUGCAAGGACUGCCUUUUGCCCACGACAUCCAAAUCCAAGUUCUACCUGGCCUUUGAGAACUCCAUCCACCAGGACUACAUCACUGAGAAGCUCUGGAGGAACUCUCUGCUGGCUGGCACCGUGCCGAUGGUGCUGGGCCCCCCCCGGGCCAACUACGAGCAGUUCAUCCCUGCAGACUCAUUCAUCCACGUCGACGACUUCGGUUCCCUGGAGGAUUUGGCCACCUUCCUGAAGACCAUGAACUCCAGUCGCUACCAGCAGUUCUUUGUGUGGCAGAAGAGGUACAGCGUGAAGCUCUAUGCAGAUUGGAGGGAGCGCAUCUGCACCAUCUGUGCCGUGCACCCUCACCUGUCCCAGGGCCGCCUCUAUCCCAACCUGCAGAGCUGGUUCAACACCUAGUGCAGGGCUGGCACUGCCAGAGACAUCAGGGGUGCAUUGGGAUUGGCAGAGUGGUCCUUGAGAACAGGAUGUCAGGCAGGGAGGACGUGGGACCUCAUCCUGGCCCCACUGUUGCCACACUGUGACCUUGUGCAAUGCCAUGUGACAGAACUUCCCGCACACCACGACCAGCCCAUGCUGACCUCCCCCACCGUGCAACAACAGGGUGCUUUGGAAAUAAACAGCACAGAUUUCCUGAGGCUCUGCUCAUCUCUCGAGGCCUGGGCAGGGCUGAGGGCAGCCAGGGGCACUAGGAGCCCCCAGCCUCCCCUUUCCCCUAUGCCCUACUAUUGCUCUGUGCUCCCCCCACUAUCUGAGCAAUGACUCCACAGUGGCAGAAGCUCCCUCUGCAGUGGCAUUUCUGGCUUGGUGGGGGAGCCAACCCCCCCUGUACCUCGAGGAGAGAAGCCACAUCCUGCUGGGGGCCCAGCACCCUGCAGCCAAGGAGGGGACCUUGUUACUGUGCCCCAAAUUCUGCACUAGCACAGCCUUGCAGCACCCAUUUCUCCCACCCCGCUCUCACCACAGGUGUCACAGUGCCAGCAGGAUGCUCUUGAGAGCAAUCACAGCCUGCUCAGUGCAA